This is a messenger RNA of Argiope bruennichi, 877 nucleotides long. RefSeq names its product protein lethal(2)essential for life-like. The transcript has a single exon. Gene Ontology annotation, molecular function: protein folding chaperone; structural constituent of eye lens. NCBI's taxonomy places the organism in Eukaryota, Metazoa, Arthropoda, Arachnida, Araneae, Araneidae. The record is from RefSeq and is a predicted model, not a curated record. Gene Ontology annotation, biological process: protein refolding; response to heat. The coding region runs from base 220 to 726 and encodes 168 amino acids.
GUUUCCAUAGCAAUUGCGUAGAAUUUGGAGAAACGUCUCGAGUUUUCUGCCAGGCUAUAUAAACACGAGCAGUGGCGGAAAUUUCUCAGGAUUUUGAUUAGCUUUGAGUGAAUACUCGUGACUGGCAAGUGAAUUGCGAACUUACCUUCUCAGUGCGUGAGUUGUUUCUGUCGUUUCUGAGUUUUACUUCGUAAAGCAGCUACCAUCGUUUUGGUGAAAAUGUCGUUGUUGCCAUUGUUGACUCGAAACUGGUGGGAUGCAUGGGAUUAUCCAUCCAGAAUUUUGGACCAACACUUCGGCAUGGGACUUCUUGACAGCGAUCUGUUAGCACCUACAAUGUAUAGUGGCUUCUUGUUACGACCAAGGACGCAACUAAAUAUCAACUCUUCAGGCUCGUCCGAGGUGAAGAACGAAAGUGACAAGUUCAAAGUGAUGCUGAAUGUCAGUCAGUUUAAACCUAACGAGAUUGAUGUUAAGACUGUUGACAACUAUAUCGUCAUUCAUGGAAAACACGAAGAAAGAAGCGACGACCAUGGAUUCAUAUCUAGAGAGUUCACUCGCCAUUACAUGCUGCCGGAAGGUACCGAUCCCCAGACGGUAAAAUCAUCUUUUAGCCAAACUGGAGUAUUGACAAUCGAAGCGCCCAAGAAAGCUAUUGAACCCCCAAAAAGUAAUGAAAGAACUGUACCAAUAACUUUGGAGAAACCUGCUGUUACUAACAAAUGAACCGAUUAUGAUGCUGCAAUGCCUGCACUUAAUAUCAUCUAACCUACUGUUGUAAUUUAUAAAUAACCUUUCAUUUCAUUAGCAUGUGUUUUUGUAAUCUGUAAGUUACUGUAAAUAUGCAUUUUUGUUAUAAAAUAAAUUUUGAAACUUA